Molecule: messenger RNA, 504 nt
Organism: Chaetomium globosum CBS 148.51
Lineage: Eukaryota; Fungi; Ascomycota; Sordariomycetes; Sordariales; Chaetomiaceae
Exons: 4
Coding region: 1-504 (167 amino acids)
Source: RefSeq, a predicted model, not a curated record
AUGGCUACUUCUGAUAACGACGCCCAAACCAGCACACAAGCCAGCAUGCCCAGUGACGAUGGCACACACUGUGCUUUCUUUUAUGGCACACUGAUGGCAGCCGACGUCUUUCACACCGUCUGCUACGGGACCAAAGACGUCCCCGAGGAGAUCAGCAAUCUCCACACUUCCCACCCGGCCGUCCUCCACGGCUUCUGCCGCCGCCGCGUUAAGUACGCCGACUACCCGGGUAUCAUCGAGGACAAGGACCACAACGUUGUCGGCACCUUUGUCACGGGGCUCACCAACGCGAACAUGGCCAGGCUCGACCACUUUGAGGGCAGCCAAUACGAGCGCCGGCCCGUCACCGUUAGCCUGCUUAAGAAGCUCACAAACGGGAAGCUGGGCGAGGGCACCAAGGUGGAGGCCGAGACCUACAUCUUCUUGAACAAGCGCGACCUUGAGUCGAGGGAGUGGGAUCUGGAGGAAUUCCGCCGUGAAAAGAUGCAGAGGUGGACACGCUAA